Messenger RNA from Strongylocentrotus purpuratus (purple sea urchin), 3796 nucleotides. It is a transcript of the gene ube4a, whose product is annotated as ubiquitin conjugation factor E4 A. The transcript is spliced from 20 exons. The coding region runs from base 239 to 3364 and encodes 1041 amino acids. Gene Ontology annotation, cellular component: nucleus; cytoplasm; ubiquitin ligase complex. The record is from RefSeq and is a predicted model, not a curated record. Gene Ontology annotation, biological process: protein polyubiquitination. Gene Ontology annotation, molecular function: ubiquitin-ubiquitin ligase activity. Lineage: Eukaryota; Metazoa; Echinodermata; Echinoidea; Camarodonta; Strongylocentrotidae.
CGGUAGUAGUACGUGUAGGCACUACGUAAUGUAUGCAUGUGUGUUUAUUGUGUACGUAUGUAGACAAAUCCUCUAAACGUACAUCGGGCCGGUAUGGUAGCUUUUACAAGAGAUUUAUUAAAACUGGAGAAAUUCCAUCAGGAUCAUUUUUGAAAAGCACUACACCUUUGCCGCUUACAAUCAGAAGGGUCAGGCAGCAUCUGCAGUAGCGAUAGCGCAGUAGACCAGCUACAUAGAGAUGGCUUCCUCAUCUAGCAACCCCUUCGCUCUCCUGGUAUCAACAAGCCAAGAAGAACAAGGCUCAGAUGUAGUUCAGGACAUAAGUCACCCAGAUAAAGCAGGAGUAAUGGAGGUGGAUGUGACAGCCAGGGAGAUCAGUUUAGUAGAUGCAGUCAUUCAAAAAGUCUUUCUUAUAACAGUAGAUCAAGAGGGAACGACCUUAGAUGAAGACAUGCCUCCUAAGUGUGUGUUCCUGGUCGACAUGGCUGAUCAACUAGAGAAGGAGCGCUGUGAACCAUGGUCAUGGCUAUCCUGGGAGAACAUUGAUAUGGCCCUCUUUGAGAGGUUACUCCUUCCGGAUCCGUCAUUCCACGUUCUUCACAUGACAUCAUCCAUCGCAAACUUUGAUGAAGAAGAGAAGAAAGCAAGAGAGAAGGACAUUCUACGCUACCUCCUAGCUUCAUACACCAGAGCUGCUGCCCUUAUCAAAAACAUUCAGAAUGAAACGGCAGAAUAUGCAGAGAAAUGCCAGAGAAUCACUGUAUCCAACGCAGCUACGUGUCUCCUCACCCCAGAAGUAUACAACAAUCAGAACACAAGGCAGCAACUCUUUGAUAUUCUUCUACAGUCAUACACAAAAGAAGAAGGUUGGGAUAUAGCAGUCAAGUUUUUCCAUGAGGUAGCAGAGGCUAUCCAUCUAGAUGACUCUCUACCAAUCACAGAGGCCUUUACUCCAGUGCUAGACCUCCUCUACAAGCAGAUGAGCCAAAGCCCCUCAUUGGUUGAACCUCAGAACUAUGUUUGGUGUGAGAUCAUGGGAUUCUUUGCUAGACAACCUCAACUUGCCGAAGUCCUUAUGGAUUUCAUAUCACCUACAGACCCUAUGAAUGCCAAGAGCUAUGAGAAGACUCCGGUUGGUCUCAUCCUCUCGCUAUCCUGCCUGCCAAGGAACAAUGAAGAGCCACAGUUCUUUGAGAAACCAUCCAGGACAUCUGGGAGAGACCAUCAAGCUACACAGGAAUACAUAUGGCAGCCUGUUGGUAAACUUACAGAACAUAUUUACAGGAUCUUCAGAUCUCUCUUCAAGUCAUCGCUGGAAAUCAGGAAUAGAUUGCUGGCUUGGAUAGGAAGGUGUAUACAUGCUAAUGCAGGGCGCACCAAGAUGUGGUCAAGGCGGCUUCCAACCUUUGCCCUGACGUAUGCCAGUGAUUCCUUCUUUCUGAACCUCUCCUCUGUCUUGUUGAGAUUCUGUGGUCCCUUUACCAAGCCAGACACGACCAACAUCAUGACUGUGGAUAUGAGCUAUGGCAGUGUGGACCUGCCCGUAGGGGCGACAGAUGCUCAAAUGAGUGAGCUUGGUGUUCAUCUUGUAGGCCUUCCUAAAGAGACAAGGAUGCUCCACCGGGAAGGGGAGGAGAACACCAGUCUACCCACCCAUCCCCCUUACAACUUUGUCUCCGGCAUCUUCUUCCUGACCCAUCGGUGUCUGCAGCUAGGCUUCCAGACCUUGGUGGAACGGUUCUACACAAUCAACCGUGAGCUUCACCACGUACAGCAAGCCUUCCAGGAGAUGGUCCAACAGAUGGGAGGACCUAGAGCGGGUCCCGUCAUGUCACAGCUCCAUGAAAGGAUGGAUAAAGCCAUGACAUUAUUCCUCAGCAUCAAGACAUCACUCCUUGAGCCUCAGUUCCUGGAGAUGGCCUUCAACCUCCACAUAGCAACGGCUCGCAUUGUCACCCAGUAUGCUACAUCAGAAGAUGUGACCUUACUGACCACACCCAGUCUGCCACUCCAGGGGGAACCCCCAUCACAGCUUGUCACCAUCCCGGAGUGCCUGGCAGAAAACCUUGUCACCUACCUUCAGUUCCUCCGGAGGUUUGCUGAGGCCAAGUUUGAAGACGGAGGUGAAUCAUUGAAGCAUGUCAUGACCUUUGUGACGGUGUUCAUGGGUAAUAAGAGUCACAUGUCCAACCCUCAUCUCCGAGCUAAGCUGGCUGAGAUCUUAGAAGGUCUGAUGCCAGAGGAGAAUACUGGAAGCAGAAGCACCGUAGUCCCAAUCUUCCACCGGCAGAAAGCAUUCAACGAGCACCCCCUCGGAGAGCACAUCUCCCGCUCCCUCAUCAGCAUCUUUGUAGAUAUUGAGUUCACCGGAGAUCCUCAUCAGUUUGAGCAGAAGUUUAACUACCGUCGGCCCAUGUACAAGGUGCUCAAGUAUCUUUGGAGCAUGCUUCAACACAGGACUCAGAUCAAGUUGGUUGCGGAGGAGGCAAUGUCACACAUGGAGGAUGCUAAUGCUCCUCUCUUCUUGAAGUUCAUCAACCAUCUCAUCAACGAUUCCAUCUUCCUCCUAGAUGAAGCUUUAGAUUAUGUGAAGAAAAUCAAGGUACUUCAAGAGCAGAGGGAAGGGGGCGAGUGGCUGCGGCUACAACCAACAGAAAGGAGACAGCAGGAAGAUUCCCUAAGACAAACUUGUGCCAUCGCUAGGUUCUAUAACAUCAUGUCCAAUGAGACGAUGAGUACUCUUGUCUACAUCUCAAAUGAGAUCACAGAUAUCUUCAUACAUCCAGUGAUGGUCAAUAGAGUGGCAAUGAUGUUCAACAACUUUCUACACAAACUGGUCGGUCCAAACAAGAUAGCGCUCAAGGUGAAUGACUUUGAGGAGAUUGAGUUCAACCCCAAGCAGCUGGUUAGGGAUAUCUGUCGGCUCUACAUCAAUCUGGGCCACGAGCAGCGGUUCUGCAGGGCGACCGCCGAGGAUGAGGUUAAUUACUCAGCCAUGCUUUUCAUCAGAGCAGAGAAGGUGCUUGAUAAGAUCAGUGUGUCUAGGGAUAUGAUUGAGAAGAUGAGGGAGUUUGCUGACAAGGUCAAGGCUCUGAGUGAGACAAAUGAGAUGGAACAAGAGAUGUUUGCAGAUGCUCCUGAUGAGUUCAUUGACCCCUUGACCUUCAACAUUAUGGAAGACCCUGUGUCGCUUCCCACUUCAGACAUGAACAUCGAUAGGUCAACGAUAGCAAGGCAUUUAUUGAGUGAUCAAAUCGACCCAUUCAACAGGAAACCGCUGACCAUGGAAGAAGUACGAUCAAAUCCAGAUCUCAAACUUCAGAUUGAAACAUGGAAACAGGAACAGAAGAACAAGAGAAAAUAACAUCAGCAAACUCAUCAACUUCAUACAUGUACUCUCUUUCUUUCUAAUGGUUUAAUAAUUUGUUUAAAUGGUAAACAUCACUGACUUCUUUUUGUUUGAAAUGUUUCUUUUAUACCAACAACAUUUCUUAUCAAAGCUUGUCAAAAUGAACUAUUUGUUAAAUGAUGUCGAUGCACAAACUAGUAUUUAAAGGUGGGGUGAAAUCCAAAUAUUAGUUGAUUCCUGUUGAUGUGCAGGGCUGCCUACAACUCAUAAUUUGUUAUUCAAUCAAACAUCUAAAUAUUUUUCAUAGAUUUUUGACUGAGCUGGAGGAAGUUGCAUACCACUGUCUGUUGUUAGCUCAUUAAUGACUGACAGUUGAUGUCAAAAGAUGAAUGAGAUCUGGAACAUUUGUUUAGGGUGGAGCUAAUAGCAGGUCUCAGAAAAUUAUUU